AUGUACGGAAUUAUUCUCUUCGCCGUAACGGCUUCUUCAUUAUUUGCAUACUUUAUCCUUUGGCCAGUAGUUGAUUAUUUUCGAGACCCGAAAGGGCUGAGAAAAUACCCCAACCUUAACUUUCUGUCCGGUGUGACUGAUCUCGGUUUUCUUUAUGAAGCCCACAAGGGAUUUCGGUCAAAAGCUCUACUUGAGGCGCAUCAGAAGUCGCCAGUAGUCCGCAUUGGUCCCAACUCAUUAUCAUACUCAGAUCUCUCAGCUAUCAAGGAUAUUUACGGCCACAACACGAAGUGCGUGAAGGAUUUAUUCUACGACACUCUCGCAGGCUCUCAUCACCAUCUGGCCGAUGUCAGAGACAAGUUAGACCACCAGCGCAAACGCCGCAUAUUAUCAAGUGCCUAUGCACUUAAGAACCUCGAGGGCUGGGAGCACAAAGUUGCCGACAAGACAGAGCGAUUCAUCAAGGCUGCGGAUGCUCGAUGCACAGAACCCCUGAAGAAGGGAGAGCGGCCGACCCCUGAAAGUCUGACUUUCGACUACCGUGCCUACUCCAACUUCUUCACUCUCGACGCCAUCGCCGACAUUGGACUCUCUGAACGUCUCGGGUUCCUCGACCAAGGCCACGACCUCGUCACUGCCGAGACGAUGGACGGAAAGCUGUAUCAAGUAAACUAUCGGAAAUGUCUCCAUGCUACAGCCAGAGGACAGGCAGGCACUGUUUGGGCAUACGACUGGUACCCCUUCUUCUGGAAAGUGGCAAAGUUCUUCUCCAAGGACCUAGGGAAGCUCAACGCGGGCUGGAACGACAUUGUUUGGCACCGAUCCACCCAACGACUCGCGCGCUACAGAGCCGGAGAGCAACUGGAUGAUUUCUUCUCAGCGCUUAUGGACGACAAGAACGGCAACCCCAACGGCAUGGAAUGGGGCGAGAUCGUUGCCGAGAUCUCCAUCAUGAUGAACGCCGGCUCCGACACUACCGCCAUCGCAAUGAACAACGCCAUGUACCUGCUCCUCAAGAACCCAGAGUGCCUAGCAAAACUGCAGGCCGAAUUAGAUGCUGUCGUUGAGCCAUCCGAGGUUGUCAUCGCAUACGACACCAUCCGACACCUACCCUACCUCCGCGCCUGUCUCGACGAAGCACUGCGGAUGUUCCCACCCUCUACAUUUGGACUCCCGCGCCGGACACCACCCGAAGGAGCGCCCAUCCUAGGUGACUUCAUACCCGGCGAGACCUCCGUAUCCAUCUCAGCGUACGUCGCGCACCGGGACGAAAAAGUGUUUCCCGAACCCGAGAAAUUCAUGCCGGAGCGAUGGCUGGGCGAGGAUGCGAAGGAGCUGCAGGCCGCGUUCAUUACCUUUAGUGCGGGAGCGCGUGGAUGCAUUGGUCGGAAUAUCUCCUACCUCGAGCAGACUGUGCUUCUGGCGAGUGUGGUGCACAGGUUUGAGUGGGCGUUACCUAGUCCGGACUGGACGCCUGACUUGUUCGAAGCGUUUAAUCUUUCUCCCGGUCCUAUGCCGCUGAAGGUUUGGAAGAGAUUUGAGGAUAAGGAGUGA
Lachnellula hyalina is the source of this 1554-nucleotide messenger RNA. RefSeq names its product Benzoate 4-monooxygenase (gene bphA). Gene Ontology annotation, molecular function: heme binding; iron ion binding; monooxygenase activity. Lineage: Eukaryota; Fungi; Ascomycota; Leotiomycetes; Helotiales; Lachnaceae. The record is from RefSeq and is a predicted model, not a curated record. The coding region runs from base 1 to 1554 and encodes 517 amino acids. The transcript has 2 exons.